CGACAUACUUCAAUUCAGACACCCUACGCUGUGGUAUCACAAUGAGUGAUUGCAAAUAAGAACACUGCAAAAUCUUCGUAUUGCUGGCAAGCACCCCUACUUUCAUCCCACCCCGCCAUGGCCGAAAUUGAACGUUCCUCCGUUGACCGUAAACAACGGAUUCUCUCGCGGCGAGAAAUUGAGGGAUUGAUUGCCGAGGGUCGACACAUUGUUAUCUAUGAAGGACGAGUGUUAAAGACAGAUGCAUGGUUGCAAUAUCACCCGGGGGGCAAGAUCUCAAUACAGCAUAUGGUUGGCCGUGAUGCGACGGACGAAAUCAAUGUAUUACACUCUGUAGAAGCGCGUCAACGCAUGCUGUCAUAUCAAAUCGGACGUAUACAAGGACGAUGGAACAAUUUCCUCCCCCCAAUUCAAGGUGGACAAUUUCGCUUUUACAAUAAAGAUGAGCCGUCUGCGUCAGAUGACUCGAGUGACACCAGUUCACGUCCUUCUUCCCCUGUUUUUGACGAACCGAUUGAUGAAAAUACUGGAUUGCGACGGAGGAAUUCUGUAUCAACUGUGGCGUCGUCUAUCCCACCCACACCCUCUCACGAUGAAAAGUCAGAGUCCCGGUUUUCGUUUCUCGAUGCCCGAACUCGGCAAGAAAUUGUACUAGACAUUGCAAAAUAUCCCGCUCUUGAUGCGCGCUCGCAGGAUUUUAUUGUUCAAAAAUACCGCGAAUUGGAGCGGAAGAUUGAAGCUAAAGGCCUGUAUACUUGCAACUACUGGGCUUAUUUCAGAGAAUGCUGUCGAUACUCUUUGUUUGCCGCCCUCAGUUAUAUUUUUCUUCAAUGGGGCUGGUAUAUGCUGUCUGCAUUUUUCCUCGGGUGCUUGUGGCACCAGCUCGUCUUUACGGUACAUGAUGCUGGUCACAUGGGCAUUACUCAUUAUUUACAGGUGGACUCGACCAUUGGCAUGACCAUUGCCAGCUACAUUGGCGGGUUGAGUCUGUGCUGGUGGAAACACAAUCAUAACGUCCAUCAUAUAGUUACGAAUGCGCCUGAGCACGACCCAGAUAUUCAACACUUGCCAUUCUUCGCAAUCUCACAUCGACUACUGACCAAUCUUCGCAGCACGUAUUACGGGAUUGUCAUGAAAUACGAUUUUGCUGCCAAGAUCUUCCUACGAGUUCAAAAUUAUCUAUACUACCCCAUUAUGCUCUUUGCGCGGUUUAAUCUAUAUGCCUUGAGCUACGGGCACCUUUUCGGCGGGAAAGGUCCUAAAAAGGGCCCAUCCUGGUGGCAUAGAUGGUAUGAAAUUGGUGGAGUCCUAUUCUUUUGGACCUGGUUUGGAUAUGGAGUUUUAUACCGCUCGCUCCCCAACUGGUCAACACGUAUUGGCUACCUUCUCAUAUCACAUAUGGUCACAUCACCGCUCCAUGUGCAAAUCACGUUGUCUCAUUUCGCCAUGUCGACCGCUGAUCUGGGAGUCAAUGAAUCUUUCCCGCAAAAAAUGCUUCGCACAACCAUGGACGUCGACUGUCCUACCUGGUUGGAUUUCUUCCAUGGUGGUCUUCAAUUCCAAGCAAUUCAUCAUUUGUUUCCACGGAUUCCACGUCACAAUCUUCGAGCGACCCAAAGACUCGUCCUAGAGUUUUGCCGCGAAGUUGAGAUUCCUUACGCCAUCUUUACCUUUGUGGAUGGUAACAAGGAAGUGAUUUCACGUCUGGCCGAUAUUGCGAAGCAGGCAAAAAUGAUGGAAGAGUGUAGGAAGUCGAUUGCUCGAGAAGGUGUUUUUUCUGGUCACUAAGCAUCGGUCUACUUGAACGUACCUCGCUUUAUUCUGAAAGAGGGGUUGGAAAACAUCACCAUGAUCUUCUGAACCCGGGGCCCUGAUGGCACUUCACGAUAUAGACCUCAAAUGAACUUGUAUUUGAUAUUAUGGAUGUAUAUAGUCACAUCUUCUGCGUGAAAUAAACAAGACUCGAUGAGCCUC
Talaromyces stipitatus ATCC 10500 is the source of this 1974-nucleotide messenger RNA. Its product is annotated as fatty acid desaturase, putative. Gene Ontology annotation, cellular component: membrane. The record is from RefSeq and is a predicted model, not a curated record. The transcript is spliced from 2 exons. Gene Ontology annotation, biological process: lipid metabolic process. Bases 118 to 1788 code for a protein of 556 amino acids. Lineage: Eukaryota; Fungi; Ascomycota; Eurotiomycetes; Eurotiales; Trichocomaceae. Gene Ontology annotation, molecular function: oxidoreductase activity, acting on paired donors, with oxidation of a pair of donors resulting in the reduction of molecular oxygen to two molecules of water.